This is a messenger RNA of Schizophyllum commune H4-8, 2655 nucleotides long. RefSeq names its product asparaginase-domain-containing protein. Gene Ontology annotation, molecular function: protein binding; asparaginase activity. Lineage: Eukaryota; Fungi; Basidiomycota; Agaricomycetes; Agaricales; Schizophyllaceae. Bases 313 to 2409 code for a protein of 698 amino acids. The record is from RefSeq and is a predicted model, not a curated record. The transcript is spliced from 13 exons. Gene Ontology annotation, biological process: amino acid metabolic process.
AUGACAAUGAUCGGAAGCGGCGGCGGCAAACCCCAGCUGCCGUCGCCCACGCGGUUUUCGGUGUCUAUGUUGCCUUCAACCGCCGUGUUCAGCUUCUGCUUGGUCUUCACAAGCUCUCUGUUGUCAACUCUGAAGCCUCGCCUCUCUUGAAACUUGAACUCACCCGCCUAGAACUGUAUUCCUUGCUCUCUAAACGUACCUGCGCUCGGCCGAUUGCUCGCAGAAUAUACAAGUCAAGCCGGAGACAUCUCCGCAAGAUAUACCUGAGGCUGCACAAAAAUAUCUAGACGACCAGUCAACGCUCUGGAGUACAUGGAGUCCAAAGUUCUCGUCAUCUACACCGGUGGCACAAUCGGUAUGCUCACUGGCGCGCACGGAUUCGUGCCCGAACCCGCCUUCCUGACGCAGACUCUACGGAGCCAGGCGCGCUUCCACGACCCGCUUCAAGACUCGCUAUUCUCGCACGCAGCAAGCGUCGAAGGCUUCCGAACAUGGAGCGGGCGCGCAUCGCCCGUGCAGCCGUCUCCACCCCAAUCGCCAACAUCUGCCAACGCCCGCGCGCUUGACGGCCCCACCCUUCGCGUGCGGUCGAAGAGGCCGAUCGUCGGCGCGGCGCCCACGCCGCCGCAGAAGAGAGUGAAGCCAGACACGAGGGACCAAGCGGAGGCGGGCGAAGAUCUCAGGAGAGAUGACAACGGCAAGCAAGACGAGGACGACGACGGCUACUACGAAGCGCAUCUUCCCAGUCUGCUCAUGCCUGCGACGGUGGUCUCGAGCGGGGCGGUGCGCAAGGCGAUGCGUUAUGCGAUUAUGGAGUGGCACCCGCUGCUGGACAGCAGUAAUAUCGAGAUGAAAGACUGGAUCCGCAUCGCGACAGAGAUCGAGCUGAACUACAAUCUCUACGACGCGUUCGUUAUUCUGCACGGCACAGACACGAUGUCGUAUACUUCGAGUGCGCUCAGCUUUUUGCUUGAAGAUCUAGGGAAGACGGUGAUCCUGACCGGCGCACAAAUCCCAUUAUCCCAGCUACGGAAUGACGCGACAGACAAUCUGAUGGGUGCUCUGCUGACGGCAGGUCAUUAUACCAUUCCGGAAUGCUGCCUCUACUUCAACCAUACCCUAUAUCGCGGCAAUCGCGUUACGAAGGUCUCCUCUGAUGAGCUCGCUGCUUUUGACAGCCCGAAUUUUGCGCCUUUGGUCAAAGUUGGCAUCGAUAUCGUCGUCAACUGGAAUGACGUGAUCCGGCAGACGAGCCUGAGGCGGUUCAAGGCUCACAAGGAUCUCAGCUCGAAAGUCGUCACCAUCCGCCUCUUCCCCGGCAUCACCGCUGCCAUGAUCUCCGUCUUCUGCGCUCCGCCCGUCCAGGGCGUCGUCCUCGAGGCCUUCGGCGCCGGCAACGCGCCCAAUCGGCAGGAUUUGCUGCAGGCGAUCCGUGAUGCUUGCGACCGUGGUGUGGUCAUCGUGGCGAUCUCGCAGUGCACGAAGGGUUCGGUGAGCGCGGCGUAUGAAACGGGGAUCGCGCUGGUGAAGGCGGGGGUGGUGCCGGGAUAUGAUAUGUCUCCAGAGUGUGCUCUAACCAAGCUCAGUUACCUCUUGUCGAAACCCGAGCUCUCCCCUGCCGCUGUCCGGGAGCUGAUCCGUACACCUCUUCGUGGUGAACUCACCCGGCCUGAAGGCGCGCCUGCCAUAGCUGGCGAACCAGGAGGGCUGGCGGGUACGCUCGAGAACGUGCAACGCGCCCUCGGGCACUUUGCGAGACUAGCUCGACCAGGUGGAGCGUUGCCUGCGGUAACUGUAACGGCCGACGCCGAUGCGGAUGGUCGGGACACGAAGGACGCAGGCGCGCCAUGGUCUUGGACAGCAGCAGAAGCGGGCGCGACGGAGGCAGUCCUCGUGCCCUCCCUCGUCCACCUAGCCGCCGCAUGCGGAGACGCCGAGUGCCUGCGCUUCUGCCUCGCAGAGGCGGGGGCGCGGCUCCCCGACGAGGACUCGCCGAUCCCGAAAGACGAGGACGUGCACGCCGCGCAGAGCGCGCACUACACGCCGCAGGUGCCCCAGUACGGCACGACGGGCGCGGGACUGGCGAACGCGCUGGAGCCGGGCGUGGGGCGGACGCCGCUGCAUGUUGCCGCGCUGAAUGGGCAUGGGCAGAUGGUGGACGCUCUGCUGCACGCGGGGGCGUUGGUGCAUUUGCGAGACGCUCUCGGACAUACGGCGCUGUACUACGCCGCGCGUCAAGGGCACGGUGAAGUUGUGCGACUACUGGUACAGGCGGGGGCAACGCUGGGAGGAACGGAUGAUAUGUUCGCUGAGGUAUCCGUGAAGGUGGCGCAAAAGCAAGGAGACCAGCACGCUCUCAACGUCUGGGUAAUGGCAGGGGUACCGGUACGGGAGGAAAGCCAGAUGUGAUCCUCUUGGGCAAUGUGCGCACGCGUUCUUCAUGACUUGUUCUGGUGACAAGGUGUUGACAGCCUUUUGUCAACAGCUUGGACCUGCUUGCAACGGUAAAAGGACCGAGCGAGAGCCUCUCCGUGUUAUGUGUAGGCAUCAACAAUAAACGCGAUGGGUCACGCACUUGGCUUUGUUUGUUUUCACGUGGUUGAUUGUAACACCGGUCGUGCACCCCAACGCAACUUGACCAUUAACCACCACGAC